CGCACGCUCGCUUCCGUGCCGCGCCUCUCGCCGGAUCCACUGCAUCGUGUGCUCGCGAGUCGCGUCUCCUCCGGAUCCACCGCAUCCUGUGCUCUCGCCGGAUCCAUCGCACGCUCGCGUCUCUUCCGCUCGUCCGCCAUCACUGCACCAAAGGCCGGGUGUGCUCCACUGCUCGCGUCUUGCCUCGCUUCCUGCAGCUGUGCUUCCUGGUGAAUGCUUGCGUCUCGCUGCGCCGCUCCUCCGUCCCUCCCUCGCUUCUCUUCUGCGAUUAUUGCUGCCUGCACUUCACUGCUUGAUUCUGCCGCUGCAACAACAGUCAACACUUGGUGUAAGAAAAAGUGAAGAAUAGUGCAUUCUAACGUGUGAAAAUGUCUGCGCUAUUCAAUUUCCAUUCGUUCCUUACUGUGAUACUACUUGGAAUAUGUGCCUGCACUUACUUCAAGAUGCAGUUUCCAGCAGUCCUUGAACAAAGAACUGGAUUUCGUGGGUUCUUUUGGAAGGCGGCAAGAAUAGGGGAGCGAUUAAGCCCGUGGGUAUCCGUAGGUUGCUUUAUGAUGGGUGUUUCAAUAAUCUUCUUCUGAGCUACAUGGUACCUCUAUUCAGUGGGUCAUCCAUUCUAUGCUCUAGUGCUGUUCUAUAUGCUGAAUGAUUUGCAGGACCUGGAAUUAGUUUGUACUUGCAUAUUUUUACGUGAGAGCCCUAUGAACUUGUUCCUUGUUUCAAGCUCAUUUAUUAAUUUACCCGAUUCAUUUAUUAAUAUCUGUGUCUAUUUUCUCCAGAGGCAUACAUUUAUCAUUGUGGAAUGUGCAUUUUAUUUUUCUCCUAAACCUAUUUGAACUUCCCCCACUGGUAUUCUAUAAGCUUCGAUAUGAGGAAAACUAAGCCAACAAUGUUUCAAUUA
Molecule: messenger RNA, 901 nt
Organism: Arachis ipaensis
Lineage: Eukaryota; Viridiplantae; Streptophyta; Magnoliopsida; Fabales; Fabaceae
Source: RefSeq, a predicted model, not a curated record